Messenger RNA from Sorghum bicolor (sorghum), 2950 nucleotides. RefSeq lists its product as uncharacterized. The coding region runs from base 210 to 2417 and encodes 735 amino acids. Lineage: Eukaryota; Viridiplantae; Streptophyta; Magnoliopsida; Poales; Poaceae. The transcript has 8 exons. The record is from RefSeq and is a predicted model, not a curated record.
AGCUCGCUUGGGCCGAACGGGCAUAGGCAAGCAAACUGGGGCCCCUGGUUAGAAUUCCAGUCCGAACCCAAUCGACAUUUGAGGUCUUGCAAAUUGAAGCCUAGCGGAGGCUCCUCUCAGAUUUUGGGCAGGCAGGCUCCAAAUUGGUCGGUGUGCCUCCUUCAAUCCCACCGGCGCGCCGCCGCCAAAUCCACCAAAUCGGAACCCCAAUGGCAUCCCGGAUCGACCUCAUCAAUCCCCACGGCGACCGCGGCGACCCCGUCCCCGCCUCCCGCCGGCCGGUCUCGAUUCUUCUCGACGAGCAGCGGGCCCACUUCAUCGACUGCCGUAACGAGACCACGGCCACAGCCAAAUCGAGGGCUGGCUAUACCAUCUCGGUCUCUUUCUGGAUGGCCGAUCCACCGGACAUGUCCUUCUUCUCCGUCCACUGCACCAAGCCCCCCGGAUCCAAGUCCAGGACCGCCGACUUCAAACUUUUGCCGCACGUCGUCGGCGCGGAGGGCCGUUUCGUGCUCCUCCGUGCCCGCUUCUUCUCCCGCUACGGUAGAGAUGAAUACUUCAUGUACCAGGUCGGCGAUGGUCGGUCGCCGUCGCUGGAGUGGAUUCCGCUUCCAGACGCCGAUAAUGAUGCUACUACGCGCAUGGUCAAGGAUUUCGGCAUCGUGCCCCGCGACCCCGGGGGCCAUUAUCUACUGGCUGCUCUUGCUCAGGAUCAUGAUGCCCCGUCGGAGUAUCAUCUCCAAAUCUACUCGUCCAAGAAUAAAUCGUGGAGCACUCGGACACUACUGGAUCCAUGUCCUGCGGUUGAGAGGAUGACACCUGAGAAGGUAAUCAUCAGGCUUGAAGAAGGCAUACUUGGCUGGGUUGAUUUCUCGCAAGGAUUGCUGGUUUGUGACUUGCGUCAAGAUCCCCCUAGUGCACAUUUCAUCCCGUUGCCCAAGCCGUUGCCUGAAAACAGAGAAAAAUUAAAAUUACCCUCCACAGGAGCUUCCGCAAGGUCAUUUCGGGAUAUUACAUGCGUCAAUGGCCUGCUCAAGUUUAUUGAGAUGGUGCAGUUCCAGGUGACUGAAGAGCUGAGUGACUCUGGUGAUGAGGAUUGUCUCUACGAUUCGGACUUGAUUAGGUCACUCAAGCGUAAACGCAUGGACGAGAAGCCCAAGCCAAGGCAUGGUUGGAGGGCUGUGACAUGGAGUCGGAUGGUUUCAUCCAACUGUUGGCGCAAGGGAUAUGUUGUUGAUGUUGCUGAUGUCUCGGUCGAUGCAUCAGCACAUUCAUUGUUGUUGUCUGGACUAAGGGAUGACAAUUUUGGGAAGUUGACAUUCAGGGACCUGUUAUCGGCUUUCCCCACCCUGAGCACAUGCCUUGAUGAUACACUUUACCUCAAAACUAUGGUGGAACCCAGUGAUCAGAGUGGGUGUGUGGUCGCUGUUGACCUUGGAAACAAGACUGUGAAAGCUCUUGGAGCGUAUUCAUUUGAAGACCGUGACCCUUUCAAGCAACCUUUUCGUCCUUGUGCGUUGCCAUGUCAUCUAAACAUGAGUCCAGGCGUUAAAGUCUCAGCGUGUCAUGAGAUCACACAGGUGGGCAGCUCUGCAAAUUGUCCUGACAAUACAUCAAUCAGUAUGGAUGAGCCCAUCUUAGGCCAACCUAGGCUAUUGCACGAGAGAAUAAAGCAUGCACGAAAUGGAGGUCAGAGCAUUGUACAGAAGGAUCAUAUUUCACAGGUCCAUACUGUUCAAAACAUGGUAGAAUCAAGCAAACUCCAAAGGCCAUUGGAUGAGAAAAUUAAUCCUUCACAAAAUGAAGCACAGAGUAUUUUAAGGAAUGAUCAUAUUUCACAGGCCUGUCCUGUUCAGAACAGUCUGGUAGAAUCAACAGGCAAACUCCCAAGGCCAAUGGGUGAGGAAACCAACUGUUCACGAAAUGAAGAUCAGUGUGUUGUACAGAGUGAUCAUGUUUCACUGGUCCGUCCUCAGAACAAUUCGCAGUUUAAGUGGGACCGGCCCAUGUAUACUGGGCAAUCACGGUGGAUGUAUCCUGGGCAACCAUGGUGGCACCAUCAACAUAUGCCGUUCGAGCAACCACAGCAGUUGCUGCAGUCUACUGUACCCAAUGACCCUGGGUAUGCACAGUUGGCCCCUGCCCCUAGCUUACAUGGCUAUGUCAACUAUCAACCAGUAUGGCAGCAGCCACUACCAACGAGGUUUGGAUCCCAUGAGGUGCCACAAACAUGCUUCAACGAGUGCAAUGGAGCCAGCUACCAUGGUUAUUCACCGCAACUCCCGCCCCCGAAGUCAUUUGCCCAUGGCGCACACUCAAGCUAUGACAACAAUCAACCGCAGUGGCAAAAGCAGUGGCACAUUCCGGAUAUGCCUGCCUGUGCAUCUUGGCAGCAUCCGGAUCAGGUGCCACAUUAGCCUACACCAUAUACUGUUUGGAUCACAUGAGUUAAGGACAUUGGUGAAACUAAUAUGCUGGCAGUAAACCCUCUUGGAACUGGUUUCAGAUUGACAUAGAUAAUCAGUUGGACUUCCUGCAGAAUUUGAAAAUGUUCAGAAGACAGCUGCAAGUGCCCUUGUCCACAGAGAUCAUGGUCUUUGGUGGUGUGCAGCCUGCGGUCGGGACAGAGAAGCAUGCCAAAAAAAAAACUGUCACCCUGAACCCUGAUUAACGUUAACCAACAAUGUAUAGUGUCUUUGAAUAAAUUUAUUUAAAAUUUUGAACAGGUGAAACUAAAAUUUUAAAAAUGAUAGAAAAAGGUAAAGGAGAAUGCAAAUGAUAAAGAAAGACUGCGAGCCAACACGCAAAGAGCACUGCCACGUAGCGUGAUCACCAUUGCCGAUCUAUCUAUUAACAGAAACCAGAGUACUUUGGUUAUGAGCAAAGGAUAAAGAAAGACUGCGAGCCAACACGCAAAGGGUACUCUCAAGAGCAUCCAAAGUAGGUGUCA